AUGUCAUCUGAACCUACGCCAAGUUGUUACGUUCCACAAGUCAACCCAGACUCUAAUAUCGGUGGUGUGGAGGGCGCUACGGCUCAUAGCAUAAGAUCCACUAAAAGUGGGUCCAGGCAUUCCUCCGCAAUUAUUAAAGCACAAAAGGCUGCUGCAGAAGCACUGGUUUUGCGCCGCCGCUUGGAACGUGAGUUAGACAUCGUCACACGGGAACGCGAACGUGAACGACAGUUGGCAGCUCUGCAGGUAGAGGUUGAAAAUAGCGAACUGCGAGCAGAGUUGGCUGCCAUUGAAGCAAACGGCAGCUGUACUGGAAGUCGCGCAAGUCAUCGGAGCUCUACUAGGGUGGUAAAUGAUACUGAGAGGUGGGUGGAAAACACUCAAUUUAUUAAAAGUCAUGAAGACAGAGAUAUCAGGGACAUUUCUGCAGUAGAAUGUGGACAACAAUGUUUUGUUCCAUUACCCGGUAGUUCGGUACUACCACCGACUGCCACACGGGCAGCUGCAUCCCCUGUCAUAGCUUGUAUAUCACAACCGUGUAAUAAUGGUGUGCCCGUAGCGGUGGACAUUUCACCUCCGCUCAUUAAUACAGACGCAAAUAUUUUAAAAGCUGUAGCUGACACCGCGGCAGCAGCGAAGGCUCUUGCCUCUGGUCGCGUUGCUAACCUCGAGUUAUUUCCUUUUUUUGGUAACCCACUACAAUGGUUACAGUUCAAACGUAUUUAUGACGUCACUAAAUCUAACUUCUCUACUUUAGGUAAUUUAUCCAGACUUCAGAGCGUACUCAAAGGGCCCGCAUAUGAGGCCGUCGCGACGUUACUAAUGGCAACAGAUGACCCGGACGAGGUGGUGCGCGCACUUGAAGAAAACUUCGCGCGUCCAGAGUUUAUCGUGUUCAGGGAAGUGUCUCAUUUAAAAAAUCUUCCACGUCUGGGCAAUGAUCUGAAAGAACUCUCGACACUCGCCAAUAGGGUACGAAAUUCUAUAGCUACAAUUAAACUGUUAAAUCAGUCAGAGUAUUUAUACUCUCCUGAGUUAUUCUAUGCCGUACUAGGAAAAUUAAAUCCUACAAUGAAAAUUAGGUGGACGGAUUUUGCCACACAAGAUACUACUCGACGUCCUAAGCUUGAAUUGUUGUCUGAAUUUUUGAGGCGCGAACUAGACCAACACAUUCGGUUUGGUCUGUCACCCGAGUCUAGUUGCCGUCCUCACGUGUAUUUAAAGGUGAUACCUAUCACUGUUUCGGGGCCUAAAGGUAGUUCUGAUGUAUUUGCACUACUUGACGAUGGAAGCACCGCUACUUUAAUCGAUUCUAGUGUUGCGACGCGCAUAGAUGCGACAGGGCAACAACGCAAGAUUACUGUAAACGGUAUUGGCGGUCUUGAACGACAUGUUACGGUAUCAUACGUUAAUUUUCACAUUAAGGGUAGACACACACAAGAGACAUUUUUAGUAAAAAAUGCUAAGUCUAUGAAUUCGUUAUCCUUGCAACCUCAAACAAUUCGUCGUCAAGAUAUCGAAACUUUUUCACACCUUAAUGAUUUAGUCGAUGUGUUAUCAAAUGAGGAUGCCACUCCAACCGUUUUAAUCGGAGCUGAGGACUGGCAUUUAUCAAUUAAUCGUGAUAUUCGUGUUGGUAAGAAGAACGAACCCGUGGCCUGUUUAACAUCACUAGGUUGGACGUUAUAUGGCGCUUCUUCAAGUAAAACAAAAUUAGUAGAAUUUGUAAAUCACGGUAUAUUUAUAGAGUCAUCUAAGGAUGAUAAUUUAGAGUCGUUAAUCAAAGAACAGUAUAAAAUAGAUUCUUUAGGGAUUUCUAAGACGGAAUCACAACUUAAUAUACAGGAACAACGUGCAGUUGAUAUUUUAGAAAUCACUUCGAGGCGCUUACCCUCUGGUCGAUUCGAGUUAGGCAUGCCUUGGCGUCACGAUAUCCAGCACGUUCCUGGCAGUUAUCCUCAAGCAUUGUCGCGUUUUUUAAGCUUGGAAAGACGUAUGUCCAAAGAUGCUACAUUCGCUAAGGCUUAUUGUGAUUUCAUUACGAAUAUGAUUACUAAAGGUUAUGCGGAAGAAUGUGCUUUUGAGUCUUAUUAUUCGAAUCGCCGUGAUGACAAACAUUCUGAUAGUAUACGUUUUUAUCUUCCACAUUUUGGCAUAUAUCAUCCUCAGAAGCACAAACUUCGAGUUGUUCAUGAUGCAGCAGCUAAGAAUGAGGGCAUCAGUCUGAACUCUUUAUUACUUCCUGGGCCUGAUCUACUCCAAUCGUUAUUAAAAAUAUUGUUCUGUUUUCGCGAGGGUCAUUUUGCUAUGAUGGCAGAUAUUAAGGAAAUGUUUCCACAAGUUCGUAUUAGAGAACAGGACAGAGACGCAUUUAGGUUUCUUUGGAGACAUGAUAAAUUACAACCUAUAAAAGAGUUCAGGAUGACAUCCGUCAUUUUUGGUGCAUGCUGCAGUCCGUUCAUCGCACAAUUUAUAAAAAAAAAGAAUGCUCAAGACUAUGAGAACCUGUAUCCUAAAGCUACAAAUGCCAUAUUGUGUCAUCAUUAUAUGGAUGACUACAUAGAUUCAUUGGACGAUAUCGACGAGGCAGCUCAGUUAGCGUCUGAUAUUAUCACCGUUCACAAGGCUGCUUGUUUUGAGAUGCGGGGAUGGAUUUCCAAUGAGCCAACAGCACUAAAACUCGUUCCGGAAGACCUCCGAGCUGUUCAACCAUUGGAAAUUGAUGUCUGUAACUCUGUCACUAAUGUCCGAGCGUUAGGCAUGUCAUGGAAUCCUGCAACUGACAAUUUGGGUUUUCGUACUGGUAUAUCCGAAACCUACCCUAACUCUCUUACAAAACGCAAGGUCUUGUCACAUAUAAUGCGUGUUUAUGACCCCUUGGGUUUAUUAGGGCCUAUUGUCAUAAAGGGUCGGAUUUUAUUUCAAAAAACAUGGAGAUCUAAUGUAGAUUGGGAUACUGAACUUUCACAGACAGAGACAUCAAGAUGGAAUGACUGGUUUAAGGAACUGUUGAAUGCAAGUGAGCUUGCAUACGUAUGCGUCGCUUAUUGGCGUUUAAUAUACGCUGACGGCGACAUUAAGCUCACUCUCAUCUCGAGCAAAGCUCGCGUUUCUCCUUUAAAACCAGUUUCUAUCCCACGACUGGAACUCCAGGCCGCCCUAAUUGCUUCCCGUCUCGCAAUCACCGUUAAGGACAGCCAUCGCAAAAAGGCUGUUUGUACAUUUUUUUGGACUGAUUCGAUGACUGUUCUCCAAUGGUUACGAGGCGAUGCACGGUGCUACAAACCCUUUGUCGCCCAUCGCGUAGGCGAAAUAUUAGAAAAUUCAUCCGUCAAUGAAUGGCGAUGGGUGCCAACGGAUAUGAAUGUAGCCGAUGACGCGACUAGGUUACGUCCUAUUAAUUUAGAUAGUUCACAUAGGUGGUUUUGUGGACCAUCAUUUUUACAUAAUUCUCCAGAAAACUGGCCAAAGGAGCCAGUUAAUAUCGCACCAGUUCUUGAGGAGCUAAAGUGUCAACCACAGGAAUUGGUGGGAUUCACUUCUUUUAAUUCAGAUUUGGCUUUUCCAGUUACAGCAAAUUUUGAUUUCUUCAGUGACUGGACUCGUUUAUUACGUGCCACAGCUCGGGUUCAUCAAGCUGUAGCUAUUUUUAGAGAAAUUUUGGCCAACAUUCGAAAUUCUAAAUUAAAUGGCGAAGUCUUUCGUUCUCGCCGGCGCUCAACGUCCACUAUUCUGCUACCAUUAGAUGCCGAUUUAAUUAAAACCGCAGAAAGGCACAUCUUGCAGCGCACGCAACUAGAUAGUUUUGGAGAAGAAUAUAAAUUGAUUCUUAAUUCUAAACCAAUACUUCGGAAUAGUCGCCUGAGUAAACUUUCACCAACCAUUGGAGAAGACAAGCUUUUACAUUUAGCUGGGAGAAUUAAAGCCGUAGAGGAUGUUGAUCCAGACACCAAGUUUCCAAUUUUGCUAGAUGGUCGCCACCCAGUUGUACACUUGUUAGUACAUUUUUACCAUUGCCGUGCAGGUCAUGCAAACCAUGAGUUGGUUAUAAACGAAUUAAGACAAAAAUUCUGGUUAGUUAGCCUUCGUAAUACUGUGAGAUCCGUAGCCAGACAGUGUCCGUUUUGUCGAAUUCGCAGGGCCUUGCCAAUGGAUCCUGCCAGAGGAGACCUGCCGCAACAAAGAUUAGCACAUCAUCAACGACCUUUUACAUAUACUGGAGUGGAUUACUUCGGUCCAGUUACUAUGACUAUUGGACGACGUCACGAAAAACGCUAUAUAGCCUUAUUUACAUGCCUGUCUUCAAGAGCUAUCCACUUGGAGGUGGUGCAUAGUCUGUCCGCAGAUUCUGCGAUAAUGAGUCUUAGACGUUUUAUUGCCAGAAGAGGAACUCUAACCACCAUCUUUUCUGACAACGGUACUGCAUUUAUUGGAGCCAACCGCAUUCUUAAAGAAUUUUACACAUCUGAUGUAAAAAAAUUUGCGGCUACAAAAGGUAUCACUUGGAGCUUUAUUCCACCAGCAGCGCCAACUUUUGGAGGGUGUUGGGAGCGGCUUGUAAGAUCUGUCAAGGUCGCAUUAAAAGCCACUCUCAAAGAAAGGUCACCCAAAGAAGAAAUACUUACGACACUUGUGGCAGAAGCUGAGGCAAUUGUAAAUUCACGCCCAUUAACUCAUGUUUCAAGCGAUCCUGAUGAACCAACCACCUUGACACCAUUCUAUUUCCUCAUUGGUACGUCGUCAAACCAAAUAACACCACCAUUGGAGGAUCGUGACCUAAUUGGCCGUUCGGACUGGAGAAAGGCAUUAAGGUUGGCUGACCAUUUUUGGAAUCGGUGGGUGCGGGAAGUCCUCCCCACAAUGCAACUAAGAGUCCAAACAAAAGGAACGCAGGAUUUGCAAGUCGGAGACGUAGUCUUUAUAGUCGACGAGUCUCUACCACGAGGUUAG
Messenger RNA from Galleria mellonella (greater wax moth), 4950 nucleotides. RefSeq lists its product as uncharacterized. NCBI's taxonomy places the organism in Eukaryota, Metazoa, Arthropoda, Insecta, Lepidoptera, Pyralidae. The transcript is spliced from 4 exons. The record is from RefSeq and is a predicted model, not a curated record. The coding region runs from base 1 to 4950 and encodes 1649 amino acids. Gene Ontology annotation, molecular function: aspartic-type endopeptidase activity; nucleic acid binding. Gene Ontology annotation, biological process: proteolysis; DNA integration.